Molecule: messenger RNA, 2613 nt
Organism: Brettanomyces nanus
Lineage: Eukaryota; Fungi; Ascomycota; Pichiomycetes; Pichiales; Pichiaceae
Exons: 1
Coding region: 1-2613 (870 amino acids)
Source: RefSeq, a predicted model, not a curated record
AUGUCCGAAUCGCCAGAAGAUCAACACGUCACUUACUCAUCGACUAUUCUGGUUGAAAAACCACCCAUUGAGGCGAUGGAGGCCCUAAAAGUUCGGAAUUCUCAGCUAAAAGAAAUCAAUCACCAGCUGGCCGAAUGGCUCACUGCUUAUGGACGUCUAAGGCUCAAAUACGUGGACGAGUUGAAAAAAUUGACCUACAAGGGCGAUGUUUUGUUCACGGAAUCCACAAAUUCCAAACUUCACAACGAUAGGAUCGACUCCUUGGGGUUUGUCUCGCCUAUGUGGUCGUCUCUCUUACAGAUUGCUCACGAUGAGGGAAGGUAUUUUGACUCAACCACUAGAAUGAUGGGCCGCGAUAUGAUUGCUCCUUUGAAGCUCUAUACUAGAAGAAACGGGUCCAUUUUAGUGGAGAUGGAUGAGAUAGUCGAAUUGGCCCGUAAAAUUGCCUCUUCCGAGAAGUCAGGAAAGGAAGAUGCUAAGUCCAUGACCCAGUGGUCUGAAAGGGCCCCUAGUUUCUUUGAGGUGUUUGAGAGAUACGAUUAUAAUCGGCUUAUUCUUCUUAAGGAUGUGUUUUUGAAAUACCAAACGGAGAUGUCAGAUGUUUUGACCAAUUUUAAGAAGGAUAGCGAGGCUGGAAUGGAGCAUGUGCUCAGUUUCAAUCCGUCUGAUGAGAUGAAACGUUUUGCCGAUGCUGUGAAUGAGAAGACUUUACCCAUUCAUACGAUUAAGGCGCCUAAAAUAGAGGAAGAUGUAUCUUCUGGCAUUGGUACGACCGGUACUGCCGGUGCUACUGGUGCAGCAGCGAUUGCUUCUGGGGCCUCCGAAGCCAGUGUUAGAGUAGCUUCCGGUGCCUCGACAGUAAGAACGGUCCCUCAAUCGGGAAGUAAACGUCUCUCCAUUUUGCCUGGUCAUCGUCGUAAUCAGGACCGUAAUAGACAAGAGAGUAUUGGAAGCUUCACGGACAAUCCAGCUGCACGGGUGUCAAACUCAUCGGGCAGCACUUUACAUAAGAAAAAAGGUAUGCGAUCAAGGUUUGGAACCAUUUUCCACAGAAAGAAGAAGGAUAAGGAAUCGGACAGCCUCCGUAGUAGUACCAUUGCUGAGUCGGAGACUGAGUCUUUGGCUACGCACGAAACGAGAAGUUCGACACGACAAGAAAAGCAUACGAAAGCUAAAGAAUUGAAACAAGAGCCUAAGGAAGAGCCUAAGGAAGAGCCCAAGGAGAUCAAUAAAGAGCCCAAGGAGGAUCCUAAGGAAGGGCCCAGGGAGGAGACCAAUGAAGACCCCAAGGAGGAGCCCAAGGAAGAUUCUAGCGCAGCAGAGAAGGAAACUAAAUCGGCUGUUUCUGAAGAUCAUAUGGAGUCUCCUGCAUUCUAUCCUGCUAUGCGUCCUACUAAACGUUCUGGUUCUGGGGCUAGUGGCACUUUAUCCCAAAUUACGCCUGAGCAACAGGAAGAAGGGCAGAGUGCUAAUUCUACAACCCUUGAUCCUGCUGUGCCGCAGCCAGCAUCUGUAUCCACCAAUGAUCCUCCUCCACCUCCAUCUUCUAGAAAGCAUGUUGGUUCUGAGCUCAGCUCCCCUACGAUACCACCUGCCAGAAGUUUGCGGGGUUCUGUCCCUCUUCCUCCUGCACAGCGAAGGAUCAGUACAAUGGAAAGCUUAAAACCUGCAAAUACCGGCCUCUCCUCUCAAAGUACUGGCUUGUCCGGCAAUGUUACCGGAGGUGGUGGCCUUGUAAGUGGGCAAAUUGUUCAUCCUUCGCUGACUAAUCCUGGUUUGAAUGCUUCAAUAGUCGAGCUUUUCAAUGCGUCUUUCAAAUCCGGCAAAGUUAUUCGUUCUAACGCAAUAGGCGAAAUUGCUUUCAGUUACAUCCUUGAAGAGCCAAUCAAGAGGAUUCCUUCGAGAAUUAAUCUUCUAUUGAGCUCAAAGUCGGAUGCAUUGUUGCCAGCUUUCGUUGUCAACCCUUUGUUCUUACAGCAAGGUACUAAAUCACCAAACAGUUUUGUGCUCAGCCAACCUUCUCAAAUAAACUUACGUACUGUGGGUGGUUUGAAGUACAUGCUCAAUGAUCCCAUACCACCGAUAGUUAUACAUUCUAUCUGGAAACAUGAGCCCUCAAAGUCUACGGUGAUAAUUUCGCUAAAGCCUGCCAUGAUUCUUGAGAAAUACCUCAAAGAAGGAAAAGUGAUCCUAUCCAAUCUUCUGGUAUCUGUGUCGAUUCAGGAUGCUCACGCAAUUUCUGCCGCCACCAAACCUUCGGGUUCUUUCAGUAGAGAAAAGAGUAGAAUAACGUGGAAUUUGCCAGAUGGAAUCGUUUUCGACACUUCCAAGAAGGAGGAGCGUUUGAUUGCAAGGUUUAUCACAGAUGGAAUUGCAAGAGAAUCGGACUCUGGUGUUCAAAUGAGAUUCACUAUCAACGGCGAGGAUGGUGCCUCCUUUGUCGGGGGUCUCAGUAACGAUCUAGAAAUAUUGGCAGAAGAUGAGGACAUGAUUGAGGAUCCCUUCAGCAGUACGUCAAGUCUUCCUGAUACCAAGCCAGCUGCGUCAGGUGAUUGGUUAGAGGUUCCAACGCUGAAGACUGUUGUAGCAGGCGGAUACUCGGGCCAUGUGUAA